AUGGCAGUCGCCACACUUGCAGACUUGAACGACGAUGUUGUUUUCAUCAUCUUCUCUUGGAUGUCUGUCUCAGCCAUUCUUGCCAUGAGACAGACAUCCAAGAACUUUUAUGAUAUCUCGAAGGAACGUAUAGUCUGGCAGAAUGCUUGUUUACACCAGGUCAUACAUCGCAACCUUCCGUUCCCGUACCCGAACUUUCUCACUUCCCUGUCACAACCACGUCUGGAACACCUCACACGACGUGCGCUGAGGUUCGAAAGGAUAUGGAGCAAGGGUACUCCAGAGGAGCCCGAACACCAUAUGACAUUUCAGGCCACGCAGAGCAAUGCAGUUUCUGAAGUACGGUUCUUGAGAGGGCAUGAUGAUAGAUUUCUUGCUGUGGUUUCUCAGGGUAUAUGGUCCUCGCUUGGUAUUUGGGAUGUCGGGGAAGAAGCUAUGGGCCCGACAGUUAAGGUGGUGCAUUGGGCACCCAAAGGAGCCUCUUUGACGAGUCUUGUCGUUAAUACCAAUCCAGAGUCUCCCGCCACACUGGCUUUGUCUGUCGCCUCGCCACAUCGACCAUCUCAGAUAUAUAUACUAUCACUACAGGAGGGAGAUCCUGAGAAUGAUGCUAUGCGACUGGAGACGUUACAUAUCAUCGAUUCCCCGUGGUCCGCCGUGCUACUGCUCGAGAACCUGAUUGCUUUCGGAGACCAUUCGUCCACCACUGUUCUCAUGGACUGGACUACUCAAGAGAGCGCCACCCUAGAAAGUGCCUCCGACCCCACAAUACCUCGUCAAUCGAACAAGUGUCUUCAGGUAAUCAUUCAACCUUCGAGCGACGCGGUUAUCGUUGUUCGCGCCCAAGCCAUCGAUGUGUUUCGCACUCCAACCCUCCAACCCCCAUCCUCCAAACCAGCCCUCGACACAAAUUCAGAGAGUAGCUCUACCCAGCCAAUUUCGAACUCUAUCGCUCGCCACACAUUCGGAUGGGUCGAAAACAUCUCCCUUAGUACGCCUACAUCUCCGCACAACCCCAACUUCAACGUUCUCGUCCGCAACCUCCGUAACGACCCUUGGGCCCCGGCCAUGGACAACAUCCACCACGUCUUCCUCGCCAUCUCUCCGCCUCUCUCCACCUCUUUAUCCAGCCCGUUAUUGCCUGAUGCAGCCGGAAGCGAAAUCGACGAAUGGGACGAAUUGGCAGAUGGCCUGAACUCGCUGUCUUUGAGCGAAGAACCUGCAGAACGCCACCAUCACACAAUCUAUCCUUCCACGUUCGCCACAACUCGCAAUCCUCGAGGUCACCUACGAUGUCCGACCGUUACCCUCGGCCCACUCGGAACUUACGCCUGCAUCAUUCCUCGGCCUGCAGGACAUCGUGGUCUCACAGCGUUUGAUGUGCACGCACAGCAUACUCAGACUUCGCCUUCACUCCCGGGCAUCGGAGGUGGGGGUGCUGGGAAGGAAGGUUUACAGCUGGGCAGGUUUGGAUACGACGGAGGUGGGGCGGAUGGCUCGGGAGUGCAUGGAAGAUGUCUAUGGUGGAAUGUCAAUGGGGAAGGAGAGGGAUUCGAUCAGUGGACUUCGAUGGAGUAUGAUGAAGCACUGGGAAGAGUGGCGUUGGGUAGUGCAUACGGAAGGGUGACGGUCCUUGUUGUAUGA
Molecule: messenger RNA, 1644 nt
Organism: Stereum hirsutum FP-91666 SS1
Lineage: Eukaryota; Fungi; Basidiomycota; Agaricomycetes; Russulales; Stereaceae
Exons: 4
Coding region: 1-1644 (547 amino acids)
Molecular function (GO): protein binding
Source: RefSeq, a predicted model, not a curated record